Phalacrocorax carbo (great cormorant) is the source of this 6237-nucleotide messenger RNA. The record is from RefSeq and is a predicted model, not a curated record. NCBI's taxonomy places the organism in Eukaryota, Metazoa, Chordata, Aves, Suliformes, Phalacrocoracidae.
GCCAUCGAGUAGGGGGCGGCUUGAUUGGCUGGGGAGGUCACGUGAGGCGGAGGCUGCUGGCCGUUGACAAUAAACAUGGAGUCGAUCUUCCACGAGCGGCAAGAAGGCUCGUUGUGUGCUCAGCACUGCCUGAAUAAUUUGCUACAAGGGGAAUAUUUUAGUCCUGUUGAGUUAUCAUCUAUUGCACAGCAGUUGGAUGAGGAAGAAAGAAUGCGAAUGGCAGAAGGAGGAGUGUCUAGUGAAGAAUACAGAACAUUUUUACAGCAGCCUUCUGUAAACAUGGAUGAUAGUGGAUUCUUCUCAAUUCAAGUUAUAAGCAAUGCCUUGAAAGUUUGGGGUUUAGAACUAAUCCUCUUCAACAGUCCAGAGUAUCAGAGGCUUGGGAUCGACCCUAUAAAUGAAAAAUCAUUUAUUUGUAAUUAUAAGGAACACUGGUUUACAGUUCGAAAGUUAGGAAAACAGUGGUUUAACUUGAACUCUCUCUUGAUGGGUCCAGAACUAAUAUCAGAUACAUAUCUUGCACUUUUCUUGGCUCAAUUACAACAGGAAGGUUAUUCCAUAUUUGUAGUAAAAGGUGACCUGCCAGACUGUGAGGCUGAUCAGCUAUUGCAGAUGAUUCGGGUACAACAGAUGCAGCGACCAAAACUCAUUGGAGAAGAGACAGCACAGUCAAGAGAUCAGAGGCUACCCAGAAGUGAUGUGGACCAAGCAAUAGAAGUUAACCAUCCUUUUGAUGGAACAGGCAUGUUAGAUGAAGAUGAAGAGAAUUUUCAGAGAGCCCUGGCUCUAAGUAGGCAGGAAAUUGAUAUGGAGGAUGAAGAAGCUGAUCUUCGCAGAGCCAUUCAACUCAGCAUGCAAGGUAGUCGUCGAAGCGAGUUCUCGGUCUCAUUACCACAGAAUGUUCCUCAGUCGCCUCGCACCAGUCAGACAGGCUCCCUUUCUUCCGAAGAGCUGCGAAAGAGAAGACAAGCGUAUUUUGAAAAGCAGCAACAACAGCUACAGCAGCAAGAUCAGACCCCAAGCCUACAUUAUAAGCCAACUCUAAGCUCAAGCACUCCAGAAGCUGACCCAGGAGGUGAUAUGAGUGAAGAAGACAUGCUUCAAGCAGCCAUGAAUAUGUCUCUGGAAUCUGUUAGAAACCACUUGAAUACAGAAGAGGAGAAAUGAUAUAACUCUUUUUUCCCUUUAUUGUCAAAACACUAAGUCUCCAUUAUAAUUUUACUGUGUGGAUGUUGCACAAGCAGGGUUCAUUUCAGAGUUCUGGAAGCAGGAAUGAAAGGGGGUGCGAGGUCAGUGUAGAGGGAAUCUGCAAAUACAAAAAAAUUGCACUAACUUAGAAAACUGUAGCACUCCUACUACAGAACAUCUGUUCAUAAGAUUAGCUGUAUUAAAAUUACUUAAACUAUUCAGAUGAACAAAGUUAAACGUGUAGCAGCUGUAGCUUGCACUUAAAAAGCAAGUUUGUUUUGAAGAAUUCUAUAGAAAGUACAAAAGGUGCUGAAAACCAUUUUCAACUGAUUUCCUUCAGUACUUACGGAAAAAUAGAUACAAGUAGUAAGUUGUGCUCAUUAAUUAAGUUCUCUGUAAGAAAUAACUUAAAAUGGGAAAAAAUUAAAAUCUCUUUAUAUUAGAUAAUUUAUUUUGUGAUUGUUUAUUCUUAAUGACUUAAUGUCACCUUUUUGAUCCUGCUGUCCACUUUUGAAGUGACCCAUUCUACAGGAGAAACAUGAAUCCAUAAAUUUCAUACUUUGCAAUUCAAGAGAAAAUCUUCAGUGUAUUGUUGAUUGUGAUGUUACUCCUGAAUCUUUCAGUGAAUUCUGACCUUCUAACACUUUCUGGCUUUACUUUCAGUUCCACCUGUAAAAUUUUCAGAUCCAUGUUUUAAGUAGGAUUUUUGCAUUGCCCUAUUGUCUUUUGGCAGAUAACUUGCCUUCUUUGGUUUGGUUUUUUGUUUGUUUUCUUAUGCUCUUUGUAGUUAUGCCACUGUCCUUACUAUAAAAGUAGCAUAUAAUUGGUUGGGUUAAACAGGUUUUCUUUUCUACCUCUUCUGCAGUCUUUUUUCCUCUUCAAGCUCAACCCUUCAUUCUGGCCUUUCAGUAUGAAAGAGCUGUAACUGAGUCUAGGAGAAAGGAGGAGGGGAUUUAGGUGCCAUAAAGUCAGUGCCACACACAAAGGUGCAUUCCUGCAGUCUGAAAUGACCCCUGCACAAAUAGUUCUUUUAAGAAUGAAUAUUUAUGUCUGUGUGGAUGUUCUUUCAAAAAUGCUUUUUAUGAUUGUCUGUCAGAAUAUUGCAGCUUUUUCAGGAAUGGCCUUUAUUCACGCACCUUAAAAUAUUUUUAUUAUGCUGUUUCUGAUCCUGAGAAAAAUUGGGGAGCAAAGUUUGUGAGAUAGGUUAUGGUAUUAGACAUUUGCUUUGAUAUCCAGGAUGAAUGUAUAACAGGGUGACCAAACCUGACUUUCAACUUUAGUGAAACAAUUAAGAUCUGUUUCAUUUUCCUAAAUGGUGCUUGAAAUUCAAAUUCUGUUUACAUUUAAAUUAUAUAGAAAUAUGUUGUACAUAGACUAUGUAAGUUGUAGUCCACUUGAUGCAUUUAACAGCACAGGCAUUCUACGAAUCUUUUGAAGAUAACAAUCACAGAAUCACAGAAUGGUGGGGGUUGGAAGGGACCUCUGGAAAUCAUCUUGUCCAACCCCACUGCUUGAGCAGGCACACCUAGAGCAGGGGGCACAGGAAUGCGUCCAGGUGGGUUUUGAAUGUCUCCAGGGAAGGAGCCUCCACAGCCUCCCUGGGCAGCCUGUGCCCCUGCUCUGGCACCCACACAGGAAAGUUUUUUCUCAUGUUUAGCUGGAACUCCCUGUGUUCCAACUUGUGCCCAUUGCCCCUUGUCCUGUCAUUGGGCACUAAUGAAAAGAGUCUAGUCCCAAAUAACCCCAAAUUUCUUUAUCAAAAUAUGCUGAAGUGAUACCAUUGCACAAUAGUAACAUUCAGUUAAAAUUAGUAUGAAAUGAAUGGUAGCUAGAUGGAAAUACACAUUCAGCAUCAGGUAGUACUACACAUGAAAGGAGUCUUACCUCUCAGUAAAGACUUGUUUACAGCAAUGGUUUCUUGAUAGCUUAGGAUAUAUUCUACAUAAUUGGGCUAACUUCUGUUUUCGUUACCUGUGUGCUGAAUUUCCACCCAUGUUACCAGAACCACUGGUAUGUGUAAGACAAUAUGAAUUUUGACAUGAGACAGCACUACUUUUAAAAAACUAAUUUUGUCUUUAAAUAAUCCUGUCAUGUACAUUAUAAUUAAUACUUGUAAUAUCUCAAUACAGCUAAACAAUGGCUUCAAAAGUCCAUGUGUGCAUGUGCCAUUUUGACAUGCUGUAUUUUUCAGGAUGUAAAUUUCUGCUUUCAGUUUAAAAUUUAUAUGAAACUGAAAAUAGGAGAGGGAUCUCUAAAGCACUGAAUUAUUUCUUCGCUUGUCUGUAGAUUAUCCACAGCUUUAAUUUCCCUUCUUCUGUUGUGCCAUAAAUUGAUUGUGAAAUAAGACACUCACUUUUAUAAGUAGGUAUUGGCUGGCAACUUGAUAUCAGUACUUAGAACUUGGAUCUUUUAUCCUCUAUUAUAAGAAUAUAAUAAAAAUGUAUUAUUUCUAUAGUUAUGUAGUGUAGCAGCCCUAUGCUUAAAAAAAAAUCUAAGCCCCUUGAAUUGCAUUAACUGUAACCCAUGACAGUGACAUGUUUUUAUAAUCCCUAAAGCACGGAGGUUUACAUUUGAACUUUCAUGUCACUUUGUAAGUUAUUUCAUCACCCAAGUGUGUUACCAUGUAAGGAGUAUAAAGUAACAGUGCCUGAAAAGCACAACCCUGUCAAUGAUUACAGGGCUAACCAUAUUCCUUUCUGUGUAGAAACACUGUCACUCUACAAAUGCUGCUUUGAUUUUCAGAGGAAUGUCAAGUUUAAUGAAGGAGGCGUAUCUGCCUAGUCAAGCAGUUAAGAGGUAGCAAUUUAAGAUAUGUAUGUUAAUUGCACCAGGGGAAAAGACUAAUACUAACUGCUGACAGUACAUAUUUUAUAACCCAUCCCUAAAGUUAAAAAUGUGUGGACCUGCCAAAAAGCUGUCAAUAAAAAUCUGAUCUCAUUUUUGGUGUGCGUUCUUUCAGUGAUAAACAGUUCUCAACGUGGCUGAACUACGCUCAUAACAUGUUUACUAAUUUAGAGCCUAUUUCUAGUGUUAUCUGUUCUGUCAGGCUGAAGUUUUUUUUUCCCUGUGUUAUUGUACCUUUAGGCCAAAGUCCACUGUAAAAGAGCAGAAAUUGAUUUUUAAUUACAGUAUCAUAUUUGAGGGAAUUUCAGACUUCAUUCAUCCAACAGAUUUUUACCCUCUUCCUCACAGUGAAUUGUCCAUGUGACAUAAUUUGUGUUUUACUGCCUAUGGAAAUCAAAGGGGUAAGGGAAUGAGUGAUACUUACCUUAAAGGUCUUCCAAUAUUAUUCUGUAAUAUCAUUCUGUAAACUCCUUUCAUGGUCUUGUAAUGAGGGCAGGAGGAAAGUGGUGUAAUGCAGUCAUGCUUGAAUGCAAUUCUUGUUAGGCACAUCAGGUAUAAAUACAAGCUAUUUGAAUGCUCACAUUUUUCUGGGCUUGAAACUCGGCUGAUACAAUACUGUCUUACUCUCCCAACAUUUGGGCUCCUUGUGCCCUUCAGACAACUCCUGCAAGUUUAAAUGUAAUUUUCAGCAAAGGUACUCUUAUAUUUUCAUACUUAACUACUUUGCAGACUACUUAAAAAUUACCAAUACAAAGUUAAAUCUCCAAUGUGUUUUAAUGUUGGACUAUUGCUUCUAUUAUAAAUCAGUAAAAUGGUGGGGAGUCUAAAAUGGCCUCUGCACAUGUCUAGUAAACAAUUCUAUUUCUGUAUCUCAGACAAAUGUCAUUUGCAAGAUGUUUUAUUACAAAACUGACAAUUAGGCUUUUAAAAAUGAACAAGAACAUGUUACAGUUCUAAAAUGUGAAAUUUUCUAGAAAUUAGUUAUUGCUUCAAAUAAUGAUGAAAAUGUACAAAUGGUGACCUUUUUACUGCAAAAUAUCAUCAGGAAGGGGAUUGUAGAACUCUAGAACUCAGACUUACAAAGAAGUAUUAUUGUACAAUUCAUGUUACUAGCACAUACUUUUGAAGGAAUUGAAAAGAGAACCCAAGGAAAAGACAAAUUGAAGUGGAAAACUGUUUUUAAGGGCUUAGAUAUAAAAUUAUGUUGCUCACUUGGUAAGCCAUUACUGUUUUGCAUAAAAUAAACUUAACUCCUGGGAAAUCUUCAUAAAUAAUUAAAAGUUUAACAGCCAAUACCCAUUCCCCACAUGCACAUAAUCAGUUCAAGUAAGGACAAUACUUAAUACAUUCAAAAGGGCCCAGUCCAAAUAUUCAAUUCUUUAGUUUCAAAUUAGCAGCUUUUUUGUGUUGUAUCCAGGUUUGCACCUUAAAAGCAUGAGCUGUUUUGCAAUAAAUGUUAACUUGCAUACACACGUUUUGCCUUCCUUGCAUUUCAGACAUGGAGGGAGUGCUUUAGUAUUUAACCUGCCAUAGUCACUUCCUUCCCCAAUUACAGUUCUUCAGAACGCUAGAGUAUAUGUGACUUUCCAACUGCUUUUACGCGAUCAAAAGGUUUUUACUUUAUUUUCUUUGUUAAGAAAAGCAAAUAAUUGUUACUAUGCCUACAUUUUUUUUCACCCCCACUCUCCAGUAUAGCCACUGUGAAUUCAGGAAGGGAAACUUAUGAAAGGGUUUGAACAAGAAGGGAUGUAAUAUUUAAAUGCCACUGCACAAAAAAAGGAGAAAAACCUUGAUAUUGUGUUUAAAGCAUGCAAGCAUUGAUAAUUUUUUUUUCUUUUUUUUUGCUACAUGAAACCCCAUGUGUACAAAACAGUGUAGAGAUAGAUUUUGUAAGGGAAUAAUUUUCAUCUCUUGCCUAAUAAUUGUGUAUUUUCAGUAAUAGGGGUUUUUUGUCUUUGAGACUCUGCUUUCAGCAUCAUGUCUUUGGCUCUGGAUUCCUGUACGAUUUUUGUUUCUAUUUUGGGUAUAUAAAGCGUAUAUAAAACUAAAAAGAUUUUAAAAAGGAAAGCUGAAAUGCUUUGUAAUUGUUUUGACUGGAAAAUGGCAGUGCUGUUUGAUAUUUUGAAAAUGCUCUCUAAAUAAGCACGAAUAUAUAUGGUUGUAUUUGAUAUCCCUUUUUUAAAUAAAUAUGAUUAUGGCUUCUAA